GUGACCUGCAGCCUUGUUGCCUGGCUGUUUCUAUACGCCUGCUUCUGCUACUGGAACAAGCACCAUUCCUACGAGUGGAGCUGUCGCUUAGUCACCCUGCUGCAUGGGGUGGUUGUCACCUGCCUCUCUGGUUAUGUUGCUCUCUUGGAUGGCCCCUGGCCUCUGACCCAUGCAGGUUCACCAAACACAUCUCUUCAGAUCCAUGUGCUGUCCCUGACCUUGGGUUACUUUAUCUUUGACCUGGGCUGGUGCCUAUAUUUCCAGACAGAGGGGCACCUAAUGCUGAUCCAUCACACGCUGAGCAUCUGUGGCAUGAUCAUGGUGCUGGGGCUCGGGAAGUCUGCUACAGAAGUCAAUGCUGUUGUAUUUGUUAGCGAGAUCACCAACCCACUGCUUCAGACCCGCUGGUUUCUGCGGGAGAUGGGGUGUUACCACACUUUCCUGGGAGAGGUGGUGGAUUUCUUCUUUGUGUUCCUCUUCCUGGUACUGCGGAUCGCGGGAGGAGCUUUGAUCAUGUUUGCGAUGGUGACAUCCCCUGAUCCCAGCUGGCUCCUCAAGGCUGGAGGCCUGGCCAUGUACAUUGUGUCUUUGGGGUUCAUGGUUGAAAUCUGCCGCUUCAUCAGAAGGAAAAUGUUGAAAAAAACCCACUGUUCCUGGAUAAACCUAAGGAGUGUGAAUGCACCUGUGAAAACUAAUGGGCACUUGACAGCUCAUUAA
Cariama cristata (Red-legged seriema) is the source of this 717-nucleotide messenger RNA. Its product is annotated as transmembrane protein 136-like. The annotation marks the transcript as partial. Lineage: Eukaryota; Metazoa; Chordata; Aves; Cariamiformes; Cariamidae. The transcript has 2 exons. Gene Ontology annotation, cellular component: membrane. The record is from RefSeq and is a predicted model, not a curated record.